AUGGAUAGGUUAGACCGGUUAGACCGGCCCAACGGCCCUUCGCAACACCCCAACAGUCGCGGCCUGCCCGACAAUCCGGCACAGGGCGUUCGACGUCAACUCCAGAUUCAGGCUGCCACCUCCCUCGCCAACGUCAAUGCAGGACCGCCUCCCCCGAUCCCGCCGCUCCCCAGCCUUCGAAGCGCCUCUUCCAAUGCCACCUUGUCCGCCCACCAGCCUUUGUCCUCGUCCCAGGUCAUUGCCCUGGCCCGAGAUGCCAUGAAGUGUGCGCUCGAGGAGAACGAAACCCAGGCCGCCGAAGCCAGUGCCGUCAGUACAGAUUUGAAGCCAGGCGUCACCAUCGACCUGAGUAGGAAAGGGAUCCAGAGACUCCCAGAGGAGGUGGUCGAUAUCAUCCAGAACGAAUUGGAACGCCUUGCUUUGUCACAUAACCAAAUCUCCUCCUUUCCGAUGCGAUUUGCCGAGUGUACUUCUCUUCGAUAUCUCAACGUUAGAAACAAUCAGUUCCGGGAGUUCCCUCUCGCCCUGUGCGAUUUGAAAUCCCUCGAGAUCCUCGACCUAAGCAAGAAUAAGCUACGCGUUCUCCCCCCCGAUAUCGUGAGGCUGGCGUCCUUGAAAGUUUUCUCGGUCCAAAAGAACAGGAUUGAAGAGCUGCCACUCGCCCUCGCCGAUAUGGUAUCCUUGCAAGUCCUCAAAUUUGACGGGAACCCUCUCGUCUUUCCACCCCGCGAGGUGCUGCAGGUCCAGGCUGGCAGCCCGCCCAAUGAUGAGAUCAUGCCGAAGGAGAGCGAGACCGAAGUUGCCGUGACGGCUCAGAUCAAACGGUUCCUGAGACAGAAGGUCAUGGCGGGUAGAGCGGAAUCGGAGAGCGCCGACGAAAUGAGCGAGACCAUGGAGACGCCUCGCAUGGCCCCCGUCAAGCGCAUGACGAGCGGCCGCUUUCCCAUCAAGGUCAACGGCGCCGAAGUCCCCGACAUUCGCUCCCCGGCUACCGGCCGAGCCCCGUCCAUCCCUUCUCGAUCGCACUACCGAGGCCUCUCUCAACAGAGCUCGACCGGUCGGCGCCCCGGCGUGAUGCCUCUGACCAUCGGCAACGUGAAUGAACGCGUCAGAAGCAACUCGGAGACGCUUCUCCAGGCAACGCGCGGCGAACGUUCCGAAUCCCGAGCUCGCCGGAUGGGCGCCGUUUCCCAAAAGACGCCGCAACUCGGGACCCUUGACGAGACGCAGGCGAACGUCCGUUUCAGCCACUAUCGCGGACUUAGCCAUGGCUCCGCCAUGACUGGUUCUCCCAUACACAUGGCGAACAUGGCCUUCAAGAGCCCCGUCAGCCCCGCCGACCCCUAUUCGCAGCGUCCGGUCUACGUACGCCGCUUGUCGAUCCUACCCGAGAGGCGGCGCGAAUCCAAGGCGUUCAACCCCGUCCUCGAGGCGGCCAAGGGAAUUCUCUAUGCGGUUUUCCAGAUCCACCCCAUGAUCCAGAUGCUGAUGGGCCUCACCGGCGACGGCUCGGCCAAGCGAUCGAGCCUGGAAAUGAUCUUCUACAACACCAACUCCCACGUGGAGGAGCUGGAGCAAGAGAUACAGAGGCACGAUCCGUCCGUUGCCGGCGACCACGUCUCCGGGCACGACCCCAGUCACAACACGGAGAACGUGAGGCGCGCGUGUCAGACGCUCGUCAGCGCCUACAUUCAUAUCUGCACGCUCCUUACGAACAACGUCGACUCGUUCAUCGAUAACGGCGAGCCGCGGUACAUCCGCACUCUCCUGGUGCUCAUCUUCAACAGCAUCAUGGAGAUUAGAGCUACCCUUUUGGCGAUGCCCCCGGAGGAGGACCAGUCUCGGCCUCAGCCUCAGCCUCAGCCUCAGUCUCAGUCUCACUCGUCAGGGCCCAGCCAGGCCGGUAUCAACGAUACCAUCAGACCUUAUCCCCGCAGCCAUUCCAACUCGGUCACCCUAACGGCCGAGGCUGACAUGAAUGGGCCAACUCCGCGCGUGCGAGGCCCUGGAUAUCUGCACAACCAUAACCCGGGGAACCUGAGAGUCGCGACCGACGUAACCAUCCCGUACAUCAACACCAAUGGCGGCGAGAGUCGGACGGCUACCAUCACGUCGGCCACCCCUCGCUCGGGCGAGUCUUUCGUGUCCAGUGCGUCGGCCGGCCGAGGCGGCAUGCUUUCCGAUUUCACCGAGGACGACCGGUCCUUCGAGAAGAUAUUCUUGGUCCUCCAGCGGUCCUCGGACCUGGUGAUGCGGGUGCUGCCCUUGUUCCAGAGCCAGCUGGCCAACGGGGCCCGAACGGCGGCGGGGCAGCGCGCGCCGGAAGACGAAAUCCAUUGCUGGAAGGGCCUGAUUGCCAAGUGCGGGAGGACGGUGCACCAGGCGGAGCUCCUGAAGAACCGCAUGUCGGUCAUCAAGCUGAAGGAGCCGGGGAUCAUGAGCCAGUCGUCCUUCCGGGGCCGCAUCCGGAACUUUGUCAACGCGUGGGCCGAGUUCGCGACGCAGAUCAAGGGGGCCAGCUCGGAGGUGUUACUGCCGCUGGACACCAGGGCCAGGCUCCGGCCCAUCCACCAGCUCAUGAAGGAGACGCGGGACACGAUCCUGCAGUCGCCUUGGGACUCGAUCCUGUCGUCGAACCCGGGCGGCGGCGGCUGGCAUUCGUCGAGCUCGAGCACCAACACGUUCAGCCCGAACGGCGGGCAGCAGCCGCAUCAUGGAAUGUCGAUGCAGAUGCAGAUGCAGAUGCCAAUGCAGAUGCCCAUGACGCCGCAGAGCGCGGCGCUGGGCCCGGCGGUGCAGGCCACGGUGCCGUCGACCCCGCAGAGCGCGUCCUUUGCGGCGGCGUUUUCGGGUAAUGUUUUCGAGCGGGCGGACGCGUUGAUCUCCAUGGGCGGCCUCUCCAUGUCGCAGACCAAUACCAUGGCCACUACCGGCGGCGGCGGCGCGCCGAGCUUUUCGUCGACGUCGAGCUUUUCGUCGGACGGGAUGAUGACGCCGUCGUCGUCGUCGGUGGCGAGUCCGAGCGGCGGGGUCGGGGUCGGGUCGGGCCACCACUCCCACUCUCGCCUUCAUGGCAGCAAGGCGGCCUUUUAG
This is a messenger RNA of Sodiomyces alkalinus F11, 3093 nucleotides long. Its product is annotated as RAM signaling pathway protein. NCBI's taxonomy places the organism in Eukaryota, Fungi, Ascomycota, Sordariomycetes, Glomerellales, Plectosphaerellaceae. Gene Ontology annotation, molecular function: protein binding. The record is from RefSeq and is a predicted model, not a curated record. The transcript has 3 exons. The coding region runs from base 1 to 3093 and encodes 1030 amino acids.